AACACAACUUCUGCAAUCAAAGAAUGAAGAUGUGAUGAAUACCUUUUAAAGAAUCAUUGUAACUUUUCAGUAGAAAUGGAGUUGGAUCCAAAAUUUAUGGAUGGAUGCCCGGAUCGCAACAGAGAUCCUAAGUUAUACACUUUCCUCGUAGGCGGUGACGGGAGAGUGUAUGAAGGAAGAGGCUACACCAACACCCCCAGCAAAGUAGGAGACAAAUGGGCAAAGUACGAGGGAAAGAGCUUUGAUGUCGCCUACAUAGGUCGGUUCUCCGAAGACAGACCGGCUUAUCCUGACAUGGCGGAAGCAGGCCUCAACCUGAUACAACACGCUGUUCUAGAUCAACAUGUCGACCUCUUCUUCGACUUCGUGGAGGACAAGAAGCGCUCACAGUGCAUCGACGAUUGUCCCUACCCCGCCCCUGACCCGGAGCCGGGCGAUCCCAUCGUGGACUUCGAGGGUCUCGGAAUAUGAAGGAUUGAAAUCCAAAAAUCUGUCAUUAUUAGCCUUGCGUUCAUCAGUGACCGUUGUAUGUUUCGAGAUUAUUGUCUUCAUGUGAUGAUUCUGGAGGGUUUGAGAACGUUGUAGGUUCUGUGGAACCAACGUGAAAAGAUAUAGAAUACAUUUGAAAGGAGAAAGACGGGCUUAAGAAUAUAUUUAGGCUUGCUUAUACAGCUUUUUGCUACUCAACUAAAGAUGAUACGAUUAUUACUAGUACUAUUCUAGGCUUUUGCGAGAGAUGCGAGUUUUAUUCGGACUAAAAAACGUAGAUGGUGUUAGCAUAUUGUUUGAAAUAAAAAACAAAAACUACGGUAUAGAUAAUUGAUUUAGCAUUUUGAUGAACAUUAAUCGAAAGGUUAAUUUCGAUUGGAUAAAUAUAUGUGUAAUAUGAAAUGAUGUAAACUAGUUCGAGGUAAUAAGUCAACAACAACAGAGCAGUCACACAUG
Molecule: messenger RNA, 945 nt
Organism: Macrosteles quadrilineatus (aster leafhopper)
Lineage: Eukaryota; Metazoa; Arthropoda; Insecta; Hemiptera; Cicadellidae
Product: peptidoglycan-recognition protein SB2-like
Exons: 3
Coding region: 76-471 (131 amino acids)
Biological process (GO): peptidoglycan catabolic process
Molecular function (GO): N-acetylmuramoyl-L-alanine amidase activity
Source: RefSeq, a predicted model, not a curated record